AGUCGCACGCCGACCAACUACUGAAACGGUUCCUGGAACGCUUCCUGAAAAGCUUUCAAGUUAAUAGCGCGAACGUGCAAAGUGGCAAAACCUCCAAUUAUCUUUUUAUUAAUUUAAUUUUUAUUUAGGAAAUGUUUUAAGUGAAAAGUGAAAAGCUUAACUUAAUAAGCUUUUCAUUUACGAUGAAGAUAUGUCGAUUAAAAUGACGUUAGAUGAUUAAUAAUCCUCUACAAAAUGGACAACAACAGUAUAAACAUGUCAAAUUAUAACGACGAGGAGGAUCCUUGGGACGUUUUCUACGAUAAAAAUUACACCGUAAUAGGACUUUACAUUCCAGUAUUUUUAUUGGCGUUAGUUUCUAAUGGAUUAGUUAUAGCCGUUGUUGUCAAAUAUCAUUAUAUGAGAAACGUAACGAAUUACUUCCUGGUCAACUUAUCGGUGGCAGAUCUUUUGGUAACAAUUGUUUGUAUGCCAAGUGCAGCAGCUGUGGCUUAUACAAAAAUAUGGUACUUAGGUAAUUUUGCUUGCGUAGGUUGGUCGUAUUUGCAAUGUAUUUCAGUUGCUGCUAGUGUUUUUACGAUAACAACAAUGGCACUGGAUAGAUAUUUAGCUAUUACUCAACCAUUUGGAACGUCGCGUCGUUUUUGUAUUAAUCAUAAAGCAGCUUUGGUUAUUAUAACAAUAUUAUGGAUGCUUUCAAUGAUAAUUUUUUUACCAACAGUUUUCGUCGUCGAUGUUCAAAUAUUCCCUUACCCUACUAGUAAUAGUAAUAAUACAAUGACAUUUUGUGGAGAAUUUAAUUGGCAAAUAUUUAAUAAUACAGUUGGAGAAAUUUAUUCAAAAAAAAUUUUUGGCGUUGUUUGUUUUAAUGUUAUGUUUGCUAUUCCAGGAUGUCUUAUUAUAUGGGCUUAUGCGAUGAUGGGAAAAAAAUUAUGUUCAGUUCGGCCGCCAUCUGAUAAUAACGAGGGAAGUAUAAGCACUCAACAGAGUGUUCGAAUAAUGCGAGAAAGAAAACGAGUGGCUCUCAUUUUGUUACUUUUGGCAUUUAUAUUUGCGAUAUGUUGGUUGCCGUAUAAUUUUUUCAAUCUAUAUAAUGAUUUAUUUGAAACUGAAAGAGUUGAUGCAAAGUUGCAACAAUACCUUUUGUUAUUGGGGCAUGCUAAUUCUGCUUUAAACCCAAUUAUAUAUUGCGUCAUGUCGAAAAAUUUCCGCAAAUCAGUGAGGAAUCUUUUAUUCAAAUCAAAAUUCAAUUUCCAGUCGAGACAAACGCACCAGUUAAGGUGGUACGAUACUUCAGGAAGUUCCCAAAAGUUAUAUUUCCCGAGGAUAUAUAUUCAGCACACAUUCGUUAACCAACACAAUACGUUAACUCGGGUACAAUCCAGCCCGAAAACCACGAAAACAUGCGCUGUAUAAACUUAAUAAAAACUUAAUAUAAGAGAGAAAAGUUUAAAAAAGUAAAU
Messenger RNA from Onthophagus taurus, 1463 nucleotides. RefSeq names its product orexin receptor type 2. NCBI's taxonomy places the organism in Eukaryota, Metazoa, Arthropoda, Insecta, Coleoptera, Scarabaeidae. Gene Ontology annotation, molecular function: neuropeptide Y receptor activity. Gene Ontology annotation, biological process: G protein-coupled receptor signaling pathway. The record is from RefSeq and is a predicted model, not a curated record. Gene Ontology annotation, cellular component: plasma membrane.